This is a messenger RNA of Colletotrichum paranaense, 813 nucleotides long. RefSeq lists its product as uncharacterized. Bases 1 to 813 code for a protein of 270 amino acids. Lineage: Eukaryota; Fungi; Ascomycota; Sordariomycetes; Glomerellales; Glomerellaceae. The transcript has a single exon. The record is from RefSeq and is a predicted model, not a curated record.
AUGCCAAAGAACCAUCUUGACUUAUCAACAGUGCUGUUCACAGGUACUGGGGCCUCGAUAUUCAGUAUCAUCCAGCGAUCGCUGCUCGACAACGCACAUUCAACCAACUCGUCUCUCGAUAUGGAGAAACAGGCCUUCCUCCCGCCACAAUCGCAGAGCGAGGGUUCAAGCUCAGAACGAACCAGCUACCACGAUGAAACCGAUUCAGUGGAUUAUAGCACUGCUGUCCCGCAGAAACGAAAAGCACGGCGCAGCGGUAUGUGGGCAAUAGCCGGAAAACUCGCCUUCAUACCCCUAGCAGUUGGGAUAUUUUACCUGGGGCGAAUAACUCACGACAUGACUCCCGCACGACCAGCAGAGCCUGUUUCGCUAGGCAAAUGCUCCCCGGACUGGAAAGAGUCCAAAGCCCGAGGCUGUGUCUACGAUUUCAUGCUCUCCACAUGGAUGCAUCCUAAGUGCUUCAAUGAAGAGAUGCACGAGAAAUACUUGGGUUAUAUGAAAUGGAGGAACACGACGUAUUGGUACGAACGAGAACGUAUCAACGAGGUUCCAUUUGAUGUGGCUGCCAGUGGUGAGCACGGCGAAAUUUUUACAGACGGCACCAUCCAUCACAUGCAUUGCAGCUAUGUCUGGGAUAGGAUAACGUAUGCGUCGCAUUUCAAGCCUCGAGUUCUGGACUCUCUUUGCCGAGACCCGAAGCAUGUUGAGCACUGCAUCUUGUACAACGGAAUCCCGCAGUCGUGGGAAAUCGACUUGCCAAACAUCACUAGGGUAUACAAUGAACCUCACGAGGUGGACUGCUUGGUCGGUUAG